AUGCAGAUUAAGACCCUCAGCACCACUCUGGCCGUUCUGGCCACGGCUGUCUCAGCCCUGCCAGAGUCAUUAGAGAAGCGUGCUCAGACCAUCAACAAUGUCGAACAUACCUUCUACGGCUUCCCCGACAAUGACCCGCCUUCAGCUCAGACAGCAUACGACUGUGGUUACGGUCGAGGAUACACUGCCGGCGGCAAAGGCACCUAUGACGAUCCACGCACUUUCGCCACUGCCCCUGGCGAGUUCAACAAGUGUGAGAUUGUCUGGAACCCGUACACCAAGAAGUACCUCAUCUUCCAGGAUACUUGUGAACAGUGCACCAAGGACUGGAAAAACGGCAAAUAUCACAUCGACAUCUGGACCGGGUCAAGCACGCAGAGCGGCGGCAAUGCCCAGAUUCAAUGUGAGAAUAGAUUGACGCCAGAUCGAGGACACAAUGUCGUUCGCAAUGGCAAUACCGGUCAUGAGGCCAACACUGGCCCUCUCUACAGCCCAUCUUCGGGAUACCACCCAGAGAAUGUCUAUCCAGAUGGAAACUAA
Messenger RNA from Cercospora beticola, 540 nucleotides. RefSeq lists its product as uncharacterized. The record is from RefSeq and is a predicted model, not a curated record. NCBI's taxonomy places the organism in Eukaryota, Fungi, Ascomycota, Dothideomycetes, Mycosphaerellales, Mycosphaerellaceae.